Dicentrarchus labrax (European seabass) is the source of this 5369-nucleotide messenger RNA. RefSeq names its product fem-1 homolog b (gene fem1b). The record is from RefSeq and is a predicted model, not a curated record. NCBI's taxonomy places the organism in Eukaryota, Metazoa, Chordata, Actinopteri, Moronidae. Gene Ontology annotation, molecular function: protein binding.
UUCUCUCGCCGCUAUAACGGAGAAGCUCAACGUUUCAUGCGUGCGCCGGAGCCGGUUCGGACAUUUUAAUGGGAGGCGGCUCGCUGUGGAGGACUGGACGCUGCCAGCUGCGAAGAAAGAAGCGGAGGUCGUGGCUCCCUGCCGGGCGCAGAUGGAGUCUCUGGCCGGGUACGUGUACAAGGCGGCCAGCGAGGGCCGAGUCCUGACCCUGGCCGCGCUGCUGCUCAACCACUCCGAGCCCGAGACCCGGUACCUGCUGGCCUACGUGACCCAGCUGGCCGGACAGAGGUCCACUCCCCUCAUCAUCGCAGCCCGGAACGGACACGACAAAGUGGUCCGGCUGCUCCUGGACCACUACAGGGUGGACACGGAACAGACCGGCACGGUCCGGUUCGACGGCUACGUCAUCGACGGGGCCACGGCGCUGUGGUGUGCAGCCGGAGCGGGGCACUUUGAGGUGGUGCGCCUGCUGGUGAGUCACCGUGCCAACGUUAACCACACCACCAUCACCAACUCCACGCCGCUGCGGGCCGCCUGCUUCGACGGGCGCCUGGACAUUGUCCGCUACCUGGUGGAGCACAGCGCCGACAUCAGCAUCACCAACAAGUACAACAACACCUGCCUGAUGAUUGCCGCCUAUAAAGGCCACACGGACGUGGUGAAGUUCCUGUUGGAGCAGGGCGCCGACCCCAACGCCAAGGCCCACUGCGGCGCCACCGCCCUGCACUUUGCGGCGGAAGCGGGCCAUCUGGAGAUUGUAACUGAGCUGGUGCGCUGUCAGGCAGCCAUGGUGGUGAAUGGACACGGCAUGACGCCCCUGAAGGUCGCGGCAGAGAGCUGCAAAGCAGACGUGGUGGAGCUGCUGCUGGCGCACGCCGACUGUGACCCCCGCAGCCGUAUCGAGGCCCUGGAGCUGCUCGGCGCCUCGUUCGCCAACGACCGGGAAAACUACGACAUCCAGAGGACAUACCACUACCUGCACAUGGCCAUGACGGAGCGCUACCGCGACCCAGAGAACAUCAUCACCAAGGAGCUGCUGCCGCCCAUCGAGGCCUACGGCGGGCGCUGCGAGUGCCAGACACCCCAAGAACUGGAGGCCAUCCGUGUGGACCGGGACGCUCUGCACAUGGAGGGGCUGAUGAUCCGGGAGCGCAUCCUGGGCUCGGACAAUAUCGACGUGUCACACCCCAUCAUCUAUCGCGGCGCCGUCUACGCCGAUAACAUGGAGUUUGAACAGUGCAUCAAACUGUGGCUUCACGCGCUGCGUCUGCGGCAGAAAGGCAACCGGAACACGCACAAGGAUCUGCUGCGCUUCGCCCAGGUGUUCUCGCAGAUGGUCCACCUGAAGGAGCAGGUUCUGGCCUCGGCCGUGGAGCAGGUGCUGAGCUGCAGCGUGGUGGAGAUUCAGCGUAGCAUGGCCCGAGUGGACACGGCGGUCGAAUCCGAGCUGCCUCAGGCCAUGGACAAUUACGAGUCGAAUGUUUUCACCUUCCUGUACCUCGCCUGCAUCUCCACCAAGACCACCUGUGGCGACGAGGAGCGCGCCCGCAUCAACAAGCACAUCUACAACCUGAUCCAGCUGGACCCGCGGUCCCGUGAAGGCUCCUCUCUGCUCCACCUCGCCAUCAGCUCCAGCACGCCGGUCGACGACUUCCACACCAACGACGUGUGCAGCUUCCCCAGUGCCCAGGUCACCAAGCUGCUGCUGGACUGCGGCGCGCAGGUCAACGCCGUCGACAACGAGGGCAACACGCCGCUGCACGUCAUCGUCCAGUACAACCGGCCCAUCAGCGACUUCCUGACGCUGCACGCCAUCAUCAUCAACCUGGUGGAGGCCGGCGCCCACACAGACAUGACCAACAAGCAGAAGAAGACGCCGCUGGACAAGAGCACCACCGGCGUGUCGGAGAUCCUGCUGAAGACCCAGAUGAAGAUGAGCCUCAAGUGCCUGGCGGCGCGCGCUGUCCGGUCACACCAGAUCACCUACCGCAACCAGAUCCCCAAAACGCUGGAGGAGUUCGUGGAGUUCCACUGAAACGGACCUGAGAGCUGAAGGAAUCAAGGACUCUUUGUUGUUUUUAAAGAAUUUCUUAUAAUUUUCUAACGAAUCCAAACGGUGCUGAAGGACGAUGGUUCAGUACUCAAAGUUUUUGAGCAUUUUUAUAAAAAAAAAAAAAGUGGGUUGCUUUUUUUUCUAUUUUAAGUAUUAAUUGCUAAGUACCAGCAGCGACAGACGGCGGUCGGUCUGUGUCUCUGGCUCAUUGCAGAGGAAACUUCACGCCGCCUGCAGCAGAGAGAGGACCGCAGUGACAUCACCGUGCCGCUUCUUGUUUUGCCUUAUCUCCACGCCGCGGGAGCCGCCAUGUGACUGAUUCUACGGUCUGAGUGAAUGAGCGAGUGAGUGAACGUAGAGCAGCCGAUAGACAACCGACCUCGACCGCUCUCCACGCCCACAGAGCAGCCGCCACAUGCACUGAUUAUUUUUUUUAACAUGAGAAAUGGUUUUCACUGGGUUUAGUUUUUACUGUAACGAUGAACCGCUGAGAAACAGGACACACGAUCUGACUGCUGGACAGAAUCUAUACAAACCAUCAGGUUUUUAAGUUCGUUAUAUUUGAAAAUAAGUUUAUUUUAAAGGGUUUGUAGAUUUGUUCCGAUGCUGCCUAAAAUGUGGUUUGUGCACCGAUCUGACGCCUCAUAAUUUAUUAGCCCCGAACUGGGUCCGUGCUACGUCCUCUGCAAGUCUGCUUUUCUUUUGAGGGUUUAACCUCACAAGGUACAGGCUUUGGUAUAAGCUUGUUUAAAAAAUGUGUGUCUAUCUGUUGUUUAACGGACAUGUAUCGGAUCGGUCUCGGUAUCGAGAAGGAAAAGGUGGUAUCGGAAAAUUUCUAUGUUUUUAUGAAAAUACUUUUUCUGUGGGCCCGUUUCACUGAAACUACACUACAUGGCCCAAAGUGUGCGGACGAACCCAUCCGCAUGCUUUGUACUUUUUGUUGGGAUGGAUUUUUCCUGAUUUUGGUCCCGUACUCGACACAAUAAUGUUUGUUUUUGUUCUUUUCCAGGAUGGCGAAGUCGCUUCUUCUCUGGUAGUGUUUUUCCACCAAAUCAGCUCUGAUUCUUGGCAGCUUGGUGCUAACUGGUGAAUCUGCAAAUGUUUCUACCAGUUUUGAGUGGAACCAAUCAGUGCAUUGAAUUGUAAUCAAGGAUCCGUCAACAGAGGGCGUUGCAAAACAACCUGUAGAAUAAUACGCCCAGAUCAGAACAGAGCCGGUUCCUAGUUGGUGGAUUAGGACUGUGAUAGACUUAACCUAAACCUAACCAACGGAGGCAACGAGGACUAGCCAGUCAGAGCAGGUCAUGACUUCGCCACCCUGGGAAAAACAAUUUAGCCUACUGGACACCUUACAAUGAUAUUUUAGACCUCUGGUACCAAAUGUUUUUGGCUCGUGACUCCCGUCGUCACAGGGUUAAUAUGUCUGUUUCAAGACUAGAAACUACAAACAGUUUAAUUAUACCAAUAUUUAGUGGCUCCAAAUAGUAAAACUAAAAUCUAGAAUUUCACAAGAAAAAAGUAAUUAUUAGAGAACAGUCACUUGUUUUAGAUGAUGUGUCCUUCCAGCAAUGUGGCAGCAGUUUGUCCUUUUUCUGUUUCAACAUACCUGAAAAGUGCAUCGUCACAAACCGCUCCGUUUUGGAGAUGUAUGUUUUUCACAGGACAGGAUGGAGGCUGUUAUCACAGCGGUUGUCCACAUACUUUUGGCCAUGUAGUGCACUUUUUCUAAUCUUUAAAAAUACAAACCAAAUAUUCCCUGAACGUAGUACCAUUGUUUUGAUUCUGUAGAUGCUGGCAGAUGGGCUUUUAGUUUGAAAUGUAAACAUAAGAACAGAAAUAACGAAUGUUCUCCCAGAAAUCCACAUUUUUAAGUUUUUUUUUUUUUUUUAAAUAAACAGUGAAGUCGGGUUGCAGCAGCUUCAGCUUUGGUCGUCGUGUCUGAAAAACAUGAAGGUAGAGGUCUGAACAGGUCCACAGAUUCUGUUUAAUGGGCUCUCAGUUGGGUCCUGUUGUGUUGCCAAAGGUCUCAGGUCUGUGAGUCAGUAUGUCUAAUAACUCUUUAUCAGCUCUGAUCAUGUGCUCUCUUCAUACACCAGUGACAUUGAUGCUUCCGAAGCCCCGCCCCUUUGUGCUCUGUGCUCCAAUAACAGUUAGAUACAACGUUAGAUAGACUUUUAACGUGACAUUGUCCAAAAUACCUGUUUAAAAAAACUUUUAUUGAUGUUCGAGUAAUAUUUAUUACGUUAAAUCGGGGCGCGCCAUCACACAAAUGUUGGGCCGCCAAGUGCAAGACACGAUGAAGUGAGUAGCCGAACAUUCUGGUUACGCAAAGUGGAUACGUUAAUUUUACAUUAAUGCAUCAAUUUUGGUCUGUUGCCUGUUAUUUAAUUUCCUAGUUCUGACUUGAGCAUGAAAUAGAAAGUACGGUAGUUGUUAUUUAAAUUUCUUUUUGUGUUUGAUUCAUAAAUUAAUGACAAAAAAAUCUGUUUUUAUUUUCCGAUUUUAUUUUCUAUUUUGAAAAUAAGAAAAACAAAUAAGGGGAUUUCUCCGAAUUUAGAAGUGAACUUUUUUUUCACUAUUUUUCUACAUUUUACAGACUAAAGAAAUAACUCCACAGAUUUAAAACAGUGAAAAUAAUAAUUAGCUUGCAUUAGCAUGUUUUAUGUAACAGACGGACGGAUGAUGCCACAGGUGGCUCCUCAACACAAAGAGGGAACAUCAGGACCGGUUUGUGUUGAUUAAAUUAUCGUCUGUGGCCGAGCUGUUGCUGCAGUAAUUAGAUUGAAGAUGUGUUUUCGUUGUAUUUUUGAAGCUGCAGGGUCCUCUGAGCUCACUGCAGUGGGACUCUAAAAUAAACACCUAUUGAAGCUGUAGAAGAAAAAUGAAUCCCGGCGUUCGGUUUUCAUUAGACGCUGGUGUGGCCGCAGCCGAUGUCGUGAGUAUCUCAUCAUCGGGUCGAGGAAAACUAAUUUUAAAGUGUCACACUAAUCAAUAAUCUGUCCAGCAGAGCUCAGAGUUGUUGUUAACCAUGUGAUCGGGCAUUACAGGCGGGCGGGGGGGGGGAGUUCUGCCUGCAGGUUUUAGGGGUUUGGUGGUGAUGAUGAUGAUGAUGAUGAUGAUGAUAAUGUGCCAUUCAGAGUGCUAAUUUUAUUUUUUAUUUAAAAGCGCGGGAGUGUGUUGAUGGAAGUGGGAAGUUUGGCUGAAAUGAAGCCAAAGAUUCUCUUCUUCAUGUGUUGGGGAAACUUUUUAAAAGAUGUCAGCUGUGGUGAACUUCCUGCAGAAUGAAAGCUUUCAAAUUAAAAGUCUUCUGUCUGCA